CGAAUACGUAUCAGUAUAUCACAAUUCAGACGCUCUUCUUUCAUCCACCACGCCAAUUGUCGUCUCCUUAUCUUCUUCCCGCCGUACAAUAACACCGACACACCCAGUUCACCAGUGAAAUUCAGACAUUGAUCACAAAAGAUCACAAAUAACUUGGGAGAUUUGGAGGUCGUCUCUAUGGCGGAAGCUGAUCUCUCAGAUACCGCAAUGGAGAUCAAUUUUCCGGAAGACAUCUGGAUUGAAAUCCUCGUCCGGGUUCCAGCCGAGUACCUGGUGAAAUUCACCAAAGUUUCCAAAUCCUGGUAUUCCCUCAUCACAAGUUCUAGGUUUAUCUCAAAUCAUCUUGCUAGGAUCAAGAUUCGAAGACCCAAAUCUAUUCUCACUCGGUAUUACUCUGUAACUGAAAAACAAGAGCAUUACACAUUGCACCCGGAUAAUGAUGAUUUUGUCCUUCAAAGUUCGGAAAUUGAGCUUCCCCGCAGAUCCCGUUCCGAUUAUUACACUAUUGUAGGCAGCUGCAAUGGGUUGAUUUGCUUGUGUGAUGCAGAGCAUGGAACGACAAACCCCAUUUUUGUUUGGAACCCUAGUAUCAGAAGGUGGAUAGAGUUACCAAUACCCAAUAUUGAACCCUAUUCACGAGAUAUCACCCUUGGCUUUGGUUGUGAUUUGCAGCAGCUUGAUUAUAAAGUGGUCAGAAAUGUACUUCUGAGUGGAAAUGAUGGUGUUUGGGCUUCUGAGGUGUAUUCGCUCAGCUCAAAACGUUGGAGGAAAGUGGCUAUUGUUCCUAUCCGCCGUCAUCUUGUUAUCUCUCCCUCAGCACCGGUGCUCAUAAAUGGGAUUGUGCAUUGGAAGGAUUGUGAUGAGGAAAGCUCACUUCACCAUUAUUUGGGGUUUGAUUUGAAGGAUGAGACUUUUAGUGAGGUCUUUUUCCCAGACGAUUUAGCAACCGCACAUCCUGGAUUGUUAAGGGAACUUUCAUACAAUGAUUGUCUAGCUGUGUUGAUGACUGAUGAAUUCAGAGGUUUUUGCAACCUUUGGGUGAUGAAGGAAUAUGGAAAUGUGAAGUCUUGGGAAAAUUUGUUAAAAUUUAAGUUGGUAGAAGGGAUUGAGAGAGUGAUCGGAUUUAGAAAUAAUGGUCAUUGCUUGGCACCUAUGACUGUGGAUGAACUAUUUCUCAAUGAUCCCUCAAGUAAAGUGCUGGUUUCAUUUGAUAUGCACAAUAGCGGAGCAGUUAAGGAUCUCGACAUUUUUGGCACUCACUAUUCAAUCUAUGCUGAGCAUUUUCUGGAAAGCCUAGUCCUGUUUGAAGGUCAAUGUAGAUUUUAGAGGAAAUCGUAGUGUCUUUACAGUCCUGGUAAUGCUUUUCUUUUUUUUCUCGUUGUUUGGUUGCUAUGUCUUAGGCAUGUAUUGUCUUCUAUUUCCUAGUUGUGUGCCAAUGUAUGAGUUGCGGUUUUCAAGAUGUGAUCUUUAAUCAGUCAAUAUAUGUUUUAGUUCAACCUAAUCUUCACUCUUGCUCUAGUAGAAUUACGGAUUGGUAUCAAUUUUGGAAAUGCUUGUUCAUUCAAGUGUAAUGGCAGAGAUAGAUUAUGUAAAUUUGCGACCAUAUGAGAACAUGACAAAGAGUGCAUUUAGUAAGGAC
Messenger RNA from Oldenlandia corymbosa var. corymbosa, 1639 nucleotides. The record is from the annotation of a GenBank genome assembly. Lineage: Eukaryota; Viridiplantae; Streptophyta; Magnoliopsida; Gentianales; Rubiaceae.